GGAGACACCCCACCCAUCUCAAAUAUGCCCGAGUUUUAGAGGGUCCUUGAAAGUUUUGUGGAAGAGUUAGUAUAUAAGCAAGCGAGGGAAUCGUGAACCAUCAAUCUCACCUAGAGCAACAGAUCCCAGAAACAGCCAUGUUCGCAAAGAUCGCCAUCUUGUGCGCAGCUCUUGCAGCUGUCAGUGCCAACCCCCUCUUGGCCACUUCCAUCGUCAACACAGGAUCAAGCAUCAGCGCACAAUCCCAAGACGCAAUUGGCAACUAUGCUUUUAACUACGGUACCGCCACCAACGCCAGGGCUGAAGUCGGAGAUGCCGCCGGAAACAAGCAAGGAAGCUACACCAUCACCGACAUUGACGGCAGAGCCCGAAGAGUUGACUACGUCGCCGAUGCUGCAGGUUUCAGAGCUUCCGUCAAGACCAACGAACCUGGAACCGCCCUCAGCGCCCCAGCUUCCGCUGCCAUCGCUAGUCCCUACGCUCCACCAGUCGCUCCAGUAGCACCCGCUGUUGCUGCUCCAGCCCUUGCUGCUGCUCCUCUUCUUGCUGCUCCUGGUCUCGCCUACAGCGGUCUUAUUGGACACGGAGCUGGAUUUUAUGCUCCUGGUCUUGCCAAAACUAUCUUCUGGUAAACAUAGAUUUUUCUGAAUCAGAACGAAAAUUGAAUUUAUGGAAUGGAAAAUUGACAAUGUACAACGCUAUUUAAAAUACCAAAUCAACAAAUUAGGUGUUGGCGGCAGAAACGGCUUCUGUGUUGCAGCUUCAAUAAGCUCUUUGUUUUCAGUCUUUCAUGUAAAUAAUACUUUUAGCAAUAAAAAAAAUUAUUCAA
This is a messenger RNA of Argiope bruennichi, 829 nucleotides long. RefSeq names its product adult-specific rigid cuticular protein 15.5-like. The coding region runs from base 138 to 632 and encodes 164 amino acids. Gene Ontology annotation, molecular function: structural constituent of chitin-based larval cuticle. The record is from RefSeq and is a predicted model, not a curated record. The transcript has 4 exons. NCBI's taxonomy places the organism in Eukaryota, Metazoa, Arthropoda, Arachnida, Araneae, Araneidae. Gene Ontology annotation, cellular component: chitin-based extracellular matrix.